Messenger RNA from Varanus komodoensis (Komodo dragon), 1679 nucleotides. Its product is annotated as ADAMTS-like protein 4. NCBI's taxonomy places the organism in Eukaryota, Metazoa, Chordata, Lepidosauria, Squamata, Varanidae. The transcript has 6 exons. The record is from RefSeq and is a predicted model, not a curated record. Bases 219 to 1679 code for a protein of 486 amino acids.
AUGCUCGAGGCCCCCCUACCCCAUCCUCCAGGACCCCUCUCCCCGUAGCUCCUUUUACUGACCCACUUCUGAGGUUUCUUCGAGGCACUAGAAAGGCCAUUCUGUGAGUGUCCUCCAGGGACCGGAGGGGCUUUGCGGCCAGAAUGGACAGGCGGAGCGGAUGCUGAGGCUGCAGGGGGAGUUCCGUAUUGCAAGGACGAGACACGGCUUGGAAGACAAUGGGCUCCUCACACUGGGGCCCGACCAGAAGGUUUUCCUUGGCUGGCUUCUCCUUGACUUUCUCCGUGAUGAUAGUGUGCCUCAGCCAAACCGUUGGAAAGGCCCCCCAAAGGACGCCUCGCCAGGCCUCUGAGGACGACAGCUCCGGAAGCCGAGCGCGGGGAGCCUGGGGCGCCUGGGGCGCCUGGUCGGGGUGCUCGCAGCCCUGUGGCCUGGGGGUGCUGGAGCGCAGCCGUGUGUGCCAGUCCCCCUAUCCGCGGGUCCCCUGGGCCGGGAGGACCGAGCCGGUCCCACAGCCUGCCUAUCCCCAGCAGCCCCCCUACCCAGAGGAGAGAGCCGCCAGCCCCUAUCCUGCCCGGCCGGCCUACCCGCUCCAUACCGAGAGGAACGUCAGGCCAGCCCUGAGCUUCCGCGGCGGCACUUCCGUGCUGCCCCUGCACAGCCAGCCCCGCUCUGCGCACACCCCCUACGGCCCCCAGAGCCGCUACACCCGCCACGAGGCCUUCCCCGCGGAGGAGCUGCCCCUGGCUCCGUCCCGGGAUGCCGGUGCCCCGCACCCCGGCCCCCAGAGGGACUCCCCCCCACCAAGACCCCUGGGGAGCCAGCUGGGUAGGCAGGACCACCUCGGCCACAUGUCCCAAAGCCCCCUGCUCGGCACCCACGUCGCGCCUCCCAGGCAUGGCACCCCGGCCAGCGCCCCCACCCGUAACGUUGUCCCCCUCUUCAAGACAGUGAGGCGGGACAGUCCCGACAGGCUCCGGCCGGCCAGCCAGGCAGACAGCAGCCCGUACGGCUGGGGGGGAGCGCCCACGCCCGAGGCCCAGGCGGCUCACAGGUCUAGGGUUCGAGAGACUAUCAAGCCCGGCAAGUAUGGCUACGGAAAAGUGCCCUUUGCCUUGCCCCUCCACAAGGACACAGCCGAGAGGAGGGCGCCCCGCUUUAAAAGGCACCAGGGGGACCCGGCUGGCGGGCCGCCCCCACCGCCCCCUCCGCCUCGGCCUCCACUCAAGAAGCAGAAAGGCAAAGCCACCCUCUCCGCCUCCCGUGAGGAGGCUGCCCGUCAGGAGAAGGAGCCGCUGGCCACCAGGGCUGGCCUGCAGGCCCCGCGCCCCCCAAAAGAGGCCCUGCCAGAAGAUGGCGCUGCUCGGCCCAGCCUGCGGGUCGGUGGAGGGGCAGAGACCAAUCUGGGGCAUGGUCGUGGACACCCCACCGAUGGAGGUGGCGAGGGGGAUGCCUCUCGCCCCACGGAGCCAGGGGUGGCUGCGGCGGGGGUGAGCGAGUCCUCUGGGGACGUGGAGCAUCACGGGAAGCCAGCGACAGCCCGUGCCGAGCCCCACGGCAGCGCUCACGAGACGGGCCGGCCCACCGCCCCCGUGGAAAACCAGCCUCUGCUGCAGACCCCGGUGGCCUCCGCACACGCCCACGGGGUAGCCCCUCUCCCCAAGCGGAACUGCGCCUGA